Molecule: messenger RNA, 611 nt
Organism: Vicugna pacos (alpaca)
Lineage: Eukaryota; Metazoa; Chordata; Mammalia; Artiodactyla; Camelidae
Source: RefSeq, a predicted model, not a curated record
AGGGCCAUGAGCACCUCCCGGCCCCAAUUCAGCAUGGAUGAUGCCUUUGAGCUGUCCCUGGAGGACACGGGCCCUGGGCCUGAGUCCAGCGGAGUCGCCCGCUUUGGGCCACUGCAUUUCGAGAGCCGGGCCCGGUUCGAGGUGGCCGACGAGGACAAGCAGUCCUGGCUGCGCUACCAGAACCUGGAAAAUGGUAAAGAUGGAGCCCAGGCACCUCCGGAGCCAGAAUGGGGAGUCAGCACCAGGGAUCCUGGCCGAACAUCCAUCCGCAGCUCCCAGCGGUCCUUCAGCACCAUCAGCAGCAGCACUCAGCGCUCCUACAACACCUGCUGCGGCUGGACUCAACACCCUCUGACCCAGAAGAACCGCCGGGUACUGCUAGCCUCCUUCCUGCUCCUACUGCCGGGGCUGGUGCUGAUCCGAUCGUCGGGUGUCUCCAGCGCCAUCUUCCUCGUGCCUGGCUUCCCCUUGUUGGUCCCGGGAGUCUACCACGCGAUCUUCAUCUACGGUGCCGUGAAGGGCCACCGGGGCUUCCAGUUCUUCUACCCGCCCUACUUCGAGAAGUGAACUGCCUGCGGACGGCGGGAUCCAGCGUCGGCUCCGAGAGGCCC